Trichosporon asahii var. asahii CBS 2479 is the source of this 1302-nucleotide messenger RNA. RefSeq names its product Quinate permease. Gene Ontology annotation, biological process: transmembrane transport; carbohydrate transport. The record is from RefSeq and is a predicted model, not a curated record. Gene Ontology annotation, cellular component: membrane. Gene Ontology annotation, molecular function: carbohydrate:proton symporter activity. The transcript is spliced from 3 exons. Bases 1 to 1302 code for a protein of 433 amino acids. Lineage: Eukaryota; Fungi; Basidiomycota; Tremellomycetes; Trichosporonales; Trichosporonaceae.
AUGACUCGAGCAGGCUACGGAUUAGCCGACACCGGGAGAGGAAACUUUGUUGAUGCAUCGCGGUCUCGAUCUCGACGUCUCAUCUUAUCUCAGAAAGACAUGGUGAACCUCCGAAUCGUCGAGGACCGCCCGACACCGAAACAGGUCUACGGAUGGCGGCCGUACUUCUGCGCGUCAAUCGCGUGCUGGGCGUCUGUCCUGAUCGGGUAUGACGGCGAGUUCGGGCUGGACAAGUCGCGCUCCGACUUUCUCUCCGCCAACAUUGUCUCGUGCUACCAGGCGGGGUGCUUCUUCGGCGCGCUCUCGGGCUAUGUGCUUGGCCACUAUCUCGGACGUCGGUGGGGCAUGCUCGCCGCGUGCGUGAUCUUCAUCGUCGGCGGCGUGCUGCAGAUCGUUGCCUCGGCCUCAACCGGUCUUGGUAUCAUGUACGCCGGCCGUGUCAUUGCCGGUCUCGGCGUCGGCAUCUGCUCGAACCUGAGCCCGAUCUACCUCGCUGAGAUUUCGCCGCCGGCAAUCCGCGGUCGUCUGAUCGGUAUCUACGAGCUUGGAUGGCAGAUCGGCGCCGUCAUCGGCUUCUGGGUGCCGUACGGCGUUGCUCUCAACAUUGCUCCGAGCAUGAAGCAGUGGCGCGUGCCGUUCGGUGUACAGAUCAUCCCCGGCGGAGUGCUCGCCCUCGGCACGUUCAUCUUGACCGAGAGCCCGCGAUGGCUCGCCAGCCGCGGACACGGUGUCAAGGCCCUCAAGAAUCUCGCAUGGCUCCGGAACCUCCCCCGCGACCACCCCUAUGUCGUUGAGGAGCUCGCUGAGAUCGAGGCCGCCAUCCGUUCCGACGAGGCGAACGCUGGCCCCGGCAUUGCCGGACCGAUGAAGACGCUCUUCACAAGCAAGAAGUACAUGUACCGCCUGUUCCUGUCCGUUAUGCUGUUCGCCAUGCAGAACGGCACGGGCAUCAACGCGAUCAACUACUGUGAGUGGUGGGAAGGAGCAAAUGUGCAGCUCGGAGUGCCUUCCUCGGCGCGGACCAGAGCGCCGGAGCGAGCUCCUCUGCAGCUUAUUCAUCACGUGCCAGACCUCCACCAGAGCCCCCAACUGACAACAGACGCUCCGACCGUCUUCAAGAGCAUCGGCGUCUCCGGAACCAACACUGGCCUUCUGACGACGGGCAUCUUCGGUCUCGUCAAGUUUGCAGGGGCCGUGGUCUGGCUCCUGUGGCUCGUGGACCGCGGCUUCAACAGCGAAGACAGUGCCGCACGGCCCGCCUGCGUGACUUGCGGUCUUGGAAGCAUGGUGAGUGAUGAGUGA